Messenger RNA from Helobdella robusta, 1038 nucleotides. RefSeq lists its product as hypothetical. The annotation marks the transcript as partial. The record is from RefSeq and is a predicted model, not a curated record. Gene Ontology annotation, molecular function: pyrimidine nucleotide transmembrane transporter activity. Gene Ontology annotation, cellular component: mitochondrion. Gene Ontology annotation, biological process: pyrimidine nucleotide import into mitochondrion. The transcript is spliced from 7 exons. Lineage: Eukaryota; Metazoa; Annelida; Clitellata; Rhynchobdellida; Glossiphoniidae.
GGAACAGCAGGGGCGGUCCUAACCUGUCCACUCGAAGUUUUGAAAACUCGUCUGCAAUCAUCUCGUCUCUCCCUGCUAACAGAUCGAAGUCACCUCACAGCUGCAGCAGACCACCAGAACCCACAGCUGCUACGAAACAAUUCUCACAAGCUCUCGUUAUCAUCCUUGCCAUCUUCAUGUACGUGCAAGACUAACAACAGCAGCAGUAGGAUUAAUGAUGCUUGUCGAAGAUUGUUCGUAACAACGAGGGGGUCCACCUCUGCUGCUGGCGGCGGGAAUGUCCUGAUAGCAGAGCAGACGACAGGAAACAUCAUAGUAUCAGAGGGUGCUGGUGCCCUGUUUAAAGGUUUGCUUCCUAACCUCAUCGGGGUGGCCCCUUCCAGGGCCAUCUACUUCGCUGCAUACGCGCAGGCGAAGGUCUUCCUGAACAACUCCCAACUUCUCAAUCCUGAUACUCCUAUAGUCCAUCUUUUCGCAGCUGCUGUCGCAGGUUCCUCGUCAGCAACGUGCACCAACCCACUCUGGGUAGUGAAGACCAGAAUGCAGUUGAAUCAUACACAUUCACACACAUCCAGGAACAAAGUGUCGACGCUAACAUGUGCCAAAAACAUCUACCGAACUGGUGGCAUUCGUGCAUUCUACAAGGGCAUCACCGCCUCCUACUACGGCUUGGCGGAGACAGCCAUCCAUCUGGUGGUCUACGAAGAGAUCAAGAGGAUGAUCUCAGCUUCCAGACGAUUAACACUUCGAGAAGUUGACUUCGAUCCUUUCCGAUUGUUCGUUGAGUACAUGGGUGCUGGUGCUAUUUCCAAGACCAUCGCUACAACCAUCGCCUACCCACAUGAGGUGGCUCGCACACGUCUCAGAGAGGAAGGGGACAAGUACAAAAAGUUCUGGCAAACCCUCGGCCAGGUGCAGAAGGAGGAAGGAUUUCGUGGCCUGUACAGGGGCCUAGGGGUGCAGAUGGUUCGACAAAUCCCCAAUACCGCGAUCAUGAUGGCAACCUACGAAGCAGUUGUCUACUUUUUCACUAAUUAA